This is a messenger RNA of Megalopta genalis, 5811 nucleotides long. NCBI's taxonomy places the organism in Eukaryota, Metazoa, Arthropoda, Insecta, Hymenoptera, Halictidae. The record is from RefSeq and is a predicted model, not a curated record.
AGGUGCACGUCCGUUCCUCGCGGGAACGAAGCCGACACCGAAGCCGAAGUUGAAACCGAAGUUGCAGCGGAAGCCGGCGCCGACGACGCUCCUCUUCGCCUUCGGAGGUUCUAGGGUGGCGACGGGUGGGGGUGUGUGCCACCCCUGGUUUCUUCUCGGCCGAGCAUUCAGUGUUGCUUCUCGGUGCACGAGUUCGCGUUAACGAUCGAGGAAGCGCGGUACUGCGAGUGUCGCAGCGCCGUGUGGACUCUGCUGCAGUCAGUGAUCGUGGAGGGUGCCGAGAGAGCGUACGGGGUGAAAGAAAGGGGAUGAUCGUAGGUGCGCGCGCGAGACAGACCGUCGCACCGCUCCUCGCCGAGAGGAUUGUUUCCUGAGGAAGGAACACCGGGGACAGCGUUACAAGGCCCGUCGAGAGACUUCAGAGUUUCUGGGAGUGGGCUGCGCCACCUUGCGAACUUCUGGCUGCGAAGCUAUGAACUUGGAGGCGUCGCGAUCGUUGAUUGAGCACGCCGCCGAGCAAAACCUACCGACGACACGGCCGAUGUGUUCAUAAUAAAUGGAGCAUGUCCCGUGGCCUGGCUGGCACGCUUGAGACCGUGAGACGACGGUGAUCUGAUCAUUCAUCGUUAGACUCGCGCGCGCGCCGGCACCCGUGAACUUUCCUAAUUCCGAAGAAAGUGUUGGCUCCCGGUUGCUAGUCGAAAGUUAGAGACCAACGGCUCCGCCGUACGAAAAUAACAGAAGUUAGCCGGUCGGCUGCUAGAUCGUUGACUGAGUUCGCAUCGCAACGAAACUUCGCUUUCACAGGGGCCCCCCCGGGGGUCGAGAUACGCGGGAACCGGUUGUCAGCAGUUUCAUCGAUCAAUUACAGUCUCCGAAACGUUCCCGCGACGGGAGCCAAUCGAGCGACUCGACCCGGCCGCGCUUAAGAUAUCCCAACUUCCCAAAUCCUUCAUCAACCAUUCAGCGGUGUCGAGCCCGGCAGCCUAUCCUUUAUCAACAGCAGGGCUUAGACCGCUCACGGCGGGGCUUUACGGAUCAAGUUCCUGCGUAUCUCCUCAAAUAAAGAAAACGAGGAUAGAAGCAUUCCGGCUGGUUCAUCCUGGAAAAAUAAGUUGUUGCCGCUACUGCCUCUGCAUUAUCGAUGAAAAGUGCUAACGGCCAGUACCAACCGGUCUUCGUUACCUCUCCCCAUCCCCCCUCUCUUCCGCGAACUUUCGACCAUAACUCGCGAAAUAACGACGCAAGAAACUGGGAACAAGAGGGCAUUCGUCUUGCCGCCGCCAGAAGUACCGACCAAAUUAUUAAUCUCCAGGGCCGAGAACUGCUGAAGGCAAUACUGGAAACCUGCGCCGCCAUCCAUUCUCAAAGCUCGCAGCUGCGAUCUUUAUGUCCAUAUCCGAUCGUCUUUUCUGAAUGGUAUAGGAUACUUCAGCCGGUGCAAUAAGGAUUUUAUUUAGAAGUCAAGCGCGAUCGCUUGAGGAUAGAGGAUUUGACCAAGAAACAAAAGAAUCAACAAGUAAUUGCUCGACUCCGAGCGUCAGGAUAGAGGAUAUGACCAAGAAAUAGAUGAGUCGUCAAGUAAUAAGUUAACUCCGAGCAUCGGGAUAGAGGAGUCGACAUAGGAACAGAAGAGAGAAUAGGUAAUAACUUGACUCCGAGCAUCAGGAUAGAGGAUGCGACCAAAGGUCAGAAGAGUCAGGAAGUAAAUCUUUUCUGCUGCACCAAGUACUCUUUUGUACUGUUUUUCUAUCGCUUGAAUCAUACGAUGGCUUACAAGUAUCUCAGUACUCACAAUAGCGUAAAAUAAAAAGCAAAGGCUGAAAAGUCCAAAGACCAAACAGUUCAAGAACCAAGGUCCGAAGACCAAACAGUGCGAAGACAACGAGGUCCAGAAGCUAAAAGAUCCAAAGGCUAAGAGGUCUAAAAACUAAAAGGAGAAAAGGCUAAAAGGUCCGAAGACUAAGAAGUCUAAAGGCGAAAAAGUCUAAAGACUCGAAAGUCUGAAGAACUGAUCAUCCAUCUUGGAGACAUCCUGGUCUCCAGUAGCAGGGACGAAUCCCGAACGCAGGUGAUCGUCUUAACUUCGAGCAGGAGCAGACCGACAACGUUGCAGUGGUAAACCGGUUGCUGUUGCUGGGAUGCCCCCAUGACAAGAGGGCGGCUCGUGGUGAUGUCUUGUUGCUGCUGGUGCUGCGAAGGCCUUGGCGGUGCCGGUUCCUCAAGUGCUGGUGCUGGGGGUGUAGUUAGUGGUGCGUCCGGAGGCAGUGUGGUCGUUGGCAGCGACGCCAGCAACGCCGGCGGUGGUGGUCUCGGUAUCGCGUCCGGUCUGUCCGCGAUGCUGUCGUUGGUAGUCGUCACCGUCGCCAUCAGCACCGGGGAGUGGCUUCUGACGGAGGAGAAGCUGCCGAAAACUUCGUCGAACACUUCCGUGGAGCCCGACAGCAAAGUUACCUACAGCGGCCUGUGGAGGGUCUGCGUGGCAAUAAGUUCCCGCAUGGAGUACGAGUGCUCGAGUAUCGACUAUUUUCCAAACGAGGAGUACAGUCCGGACCCGAGCGAUUCAACCAUGGCAAUACCAUAUGCAGUUACCAAGUCGGCGAUGUUCUUCUUCGCUGCAACAUCGCUGCUGGUGGUGGCCGAAGUUUGUUACUUCACUGCCCACGUUACUCACCCGAGACACAGACUCUGCGUCUUUGUCGCCGGCGUGGUCUUCAUAGUUUCCGGUUUGUUAAUGCUGGUGGGAAUGGUGAUGUACAUAUCUGUGUUCAAAGCUGAAGUUGGUAGUAAACUUAGACCAAGGUCGUCGUUUCAGGGACCACCCUUUACCUACAGGUACGGAUUCUCAUUUUUGCUGUACGUGAGUGGCUUCAUCACGACCGAGGUCGCUGGCACUUACGCCAUAUUCUUGUAUAUUUCUUGGCACCAGAGAGAACUGGUACGACGGGAUUCCAGGAGGAAAAAUUACGGGGGAGUGUAUCAUUUAGACAAUCACCACGUGCAUCAUGCAAAUCACUCGACCAUUGGUCACAGUGGGUUUCUCUGCGAGAGGCAUCAGAAAAGAUAUUUCUUCGGCAGGGAUUCGGUGGAUCACGUCGACUUCGACGAAUUCUUUCCACCACCUCCGAAUUUGGACUAUCAUGAUUAUUCGAGACAGUUUCCUAGGGACCUCACCACUCAAACGGUCAGUACAACGGCCGACGUACUGCAGGAAGAAGAAGAAGACUAUAGCCCAAGUGUUCAGCAUGAAUUCGUGACUUUCGAUCUCGAUGGACCUCUGCCCCCACCACCCCCAGUUAGGGGUAGCGAAUGGGCUUUCGACACGCUCAGGAAAACGACUCCUGUCUGAUAUACCGUCAGAUACGCGCGGCUGGUGCAAAGCGUCGAAAGCGACGAAGAGGACGAGGCGGAGACCGAGGAGGACCACGAUAUAGCCGGCGAUUAAACAGAUCGACUCGCUUUUUAAUGAGACCUUGCCCACGCGAUCGCAAAUAUUUCAUCGCGGGCCCGCACAAACGCAAAGGCGGAGACGCUUUUGAAGCGGAGCCAGCGGGGAUCGAUCGUCGGAUUAUCGAAUCUCAAUUUUAAUAACCAUCCUAUCGCUGUCCCGGAGAAAACUGUUCCGCGGCAGACAGCUCCGUUCCUCGAGAAAUCGGCGCCGCAAGUGACAGAGACACUGCAAUUACCACGUGAGAACAGUAUAGUGCGAAGUGCAGCGAUAUCGUUCGACGGGUGUAGCAACCUUCCAUCGAUUUCACGACGAAUAUUCUCUACCGACGAGACGUUUCUCGAGUGACGAACAUGGGGGAAUGCGUCUCGCCACUGCCAGCCUCGAUCGUAGAUCGAUUUAUCGAAGUGAUCCGUCCUUUCGAUGGACGAGGAUCAAUGCGUAUCUCGCGGACAAAAAUGAAAAGAGUGUUCGUAGAAGGUACUCGAUUGAAUUAUUCAAUCAUUGUGAAAUUAAAGGGAUUUUGAGGAGUUCUAACUUUGCACUCGAAGAGCCGUGUUUAUUUGAAAGGCCGAUCGUUACAUCUGUGAUCUGGAACAUUUGUAUUAUUAAACUGUGAAUUUAUAUGCGGAAUAAAAUUUGCCUUCAACGUGAAACAAACCAGAGUCGGGCAUCUCGUUCGGAUUGUUUCGGGUGUAACACAGAUUUUCUACGGCUAUCUGAGUGAUCAUUCCAGUGCAAAGAUAUGCAUUAAAUGUCGACGCAACAAUAACUUCCACAGUCGUUUGUAAACGUUCGUUGCUAGUGCACCGAAAGACUGCCACAGACUGCAAACAAAUCGAGACUGCGAAUCGAUGAAUCUGUAAUCGCGUAAAACACUGUUGUAUUUAGUGUAGAUAUAAUUGUGUGUUUAACAUUUUAAUCUUAAUUCUACGGGGAUCGAGAAGGUCGCAGCCAAUGCGGCAUCGUUUUUCAUGUAUAACAAGAUCUCCACGAAAUGAAACACAGAGGACUUUCAGUCGCGAGUAUGGUGUCUAUAGGAUUCAGAUUAAAAUGAGCAUGAACUUUUCUCGAAGACUGCACCGUUGUUGAGCGUCGAGUUGUCCCGUUUGUAACCGGCACUGUAUUAAUCGUUACUCUCAGGAUAAGCUGGCGCGUCAAACGGAUCAUUCGAUUAAGCGAGGGAAGCGUCCAAUUAAGAAAGAAGAAGGAAUUGCCAAUGAUUUCGAAGUCUAGGGUUUAACGAUCUAUUGUAUAACUGUAUCAUGAAUGUGUUCAUAGUCGAAAACUGGUUAAACGAAGUUUUAUCGUAUUCUGUGUACAGAGAGCAUGAGAAAGCUACCGAUGUUACGAAUGAGAAUUUUUAACAGGAGAUAAUUAGUCGAUAAGGUUUUUUACCGUAGUCAAUUUUCCACUGAGGGUUCGCCGGUCAAACGUUUCUCGGCUGGCUCGCCGGCCAAAGACAAAUGAAAGUUGCGAUGUUCGUCGAUUAAUCGUCAGUCAAUCUAACAGUAAGCUCGGACGUUUCAUGGAAACUCCGAUUAAACGCUGUGUACAUAGAGGAGGCUGGAUAUCUUCGUUACUAAAUUUCGAACUGAGAAUGGAUCGUGUUGAUCAUACUUUUACUCUCCUGUUGAAUAUUGUUACGAAUUUUUUACUCUGACAGCCAUGCGUCAUGUGCGAGAGGAAGCAUCUUUUGUGACAAUAUAUAUAUAUGUAUAAUGGUAACCGCGUCGAGUGCCAUUUUUGGGGCUCCAUUUUUAAGCAUGAAUUCCGAAAACUCUUGGAUUCCAUUUAAACAAUUUAAUGACGAGGAGAUGUUGUUCGAAGCGUUUCUCUCUCACAUUGUUUUUCACCGGUUUGGUACUUAUACCGUAUGGGAGGAGAUUAAUUUUCCAUAGAACUAUCGAUCGUUUUUAUGACUGAUAAUAUUGAGACCACGGAACCGAUGGUAUUCAAUUGGAUUCUGCGGAGAUCACCUGUAAAUAAUUGCGAUUACUGCGAUGGAAUUUACCGUGGACUAUAUGCGACGAGAAAGUUUGUUUUGUAUUAUACGUAUAUAUAUAUAUUUGUAACGCUCAAAAUUAUAAUGAUAAUGUUACGAUGCCAGGUGUUCGUGGUAGUCUUCGAACGUGAGUUAACUUUUGCUCGACGGGGUUCGAUGGAAACGGAUUCAUGUAAUGAAUAUAAGAAUAUUCGGCCUCGGACUAGAGAGAAAUCAAACGUUUGUCGUAACGUUGGCAUUGUUUAUAAAAAUAAUCCAUGUUCAUUAGCGUACGAUUGAAGUUUAUUGUUUAUGUAUUCGAUGGUGAUAAGCUUGUCCCGACUUUACAAUUUGUACAAUAAAGUUUCUCCGAAAUGAA